UGCUCCCUAAUACAUAUAUGGUAUAAUAUAUAUCUACAUUAAUAAUCUUCACUAUGACUAGUUACGUUUGAUUGUACAGUCCAUUAAAAAACCAUAAUCUCGCAAAAACUAUUUGUUUUCAUAAUAAAUUGUAAAAUCAUACACAGCAAAAGAUCUAAGUUAAUUCCAUUUAAAAAACUUACAAAUAUAGCUGAAAAAUGAGCGAUGUUAUCUCCACUAUUUCCCAAUCGUUCAAAGUGGAAUGGUUAAAUACAACAUUGAAAUUUGUAAAAAAUGAUAACCAGAUGAUUAUGGAAUUCCCUGAAAUGCCUUUAUCUCAUGUGGAAUAUCUAUACAAUUUAAUUUGGCAACGUAGACAUGAUGUUGGUCUUGGGUUCAAGUCACUGUAUGCUCCUCUUUGGGAAGCCAUGAGGAUUUUCAGCUUGAAAUACAGAUUUAAAGUAUCUCUUAUGAAGUCUAUAGAUAACACAGGGCAUUUAGUUAUUGAGAAAAUAAAGAAAACAGACCAAGGGGCUGAUAGAGUUGAUAAUAACAAUGCUGAGUCAACAGAUGUGGAGAAUGUUUCACAGUCCAGGCUCGACAAAGAAAUAAAUAAUAAAAACCAAAUGAAAAGUCAGAAAUAUUAUAAAAGCAAAACUAAAAUAAUUGCAUCCGUUUCAUCAACAUUUCUCCGAACAACUUUACAAAAAAUCCUUGAAUUUAUCAACGAUAAAAAAGAAGCCAGUCUCAUAUUCACGGACUUAGCACACACAGAAGCAAAAUUUUUGGAGAAUUUCCUUGGUAUAUAUAAAAGAAGGAAAGUGUUUGAAAUGAUGAUGUCACCAGAUUGCAACAAUAUAUUUAAUGAAAUACACAAAUGUUUUAACCAAUUUUAUAAAACAUGUAAAUUGGAUGUGGAUGCUAUGAAAACUAAUGUAAAGACAAAAAAGAGAGAGGUGACCUUUUUAAAAGUACCAAGAUAUGUUCCACCUACAAUGACAAGCACCAUUUGGACACAAGUGGUAAAUGAAAAUUCCUCUACAACCGAUAAAACAGAUGUUAACCCGAAGUGUCUAUUCCUGAAUACUUUAUUUAUAAAUGAGCAUUUAAGUAAUAUAAUAAAUACACUACAAACAAACAUACAUAGUCCAAGUAAUGAUAGAACAGAAAAUAAUACCGUACAAAAUGAAAGUAUUCAAAAUAAUCAUACAAAAAACAUUCAAGACAUAGUCAAUGACAAUUGCGAAGACAAAACAAUAACGGAAGAUGACGGAAAAAAAUCAAAACCUCCAAAAAAAUGCAGUCCUAAUAUAAGUAAGGUGAAUACAGACACUGAAGCGGAAAGAGUAGCCAAGGACACUUCGAAAAUCUUAAAGGAUCCCAAAAAGAAUAUACCUCCUAAAAAAUCGAUAAUAUUCGAGAAGUCGACACAGUCUAAAACUAAUGCUGCAGUUGGUGAGCAGGAAAUGAACAGUCAGAUAGAGAAGAAAGUCAGAGAGAGAAAGAAAGAUAGCGACUCCAGGAAAGAUAAACUUCUAGAAGCUAUGUCAACCCCAUUGGAAAGUGAAAUUGGGUUAAGGAUGAUGCAAGUAAUGGGCUGGCAGGGCGGAGCGCUGGGGAUCCGCGGUGUGGGCAUCACGGAACCAAUCAUACCGAUGCUUCAUCUUACACGAGGAGCAGGCUUGGGGCACGUAACAGAGGAAUCUAAAGAAAAGGAAGCGGAAUUCGACUUUCGCAUUGACAUGCUGGAAACAAUUCUAGACUUACUCGACAAUGAAAUGAAUGAUACAAAAAUUAAUUACGUUAACGAAAUAUCUGAGAAGGAUAAGUGUUUUCUGAAGAUGGUCUUGACGACAUUCAAUAACAGGAAUCGACUCUCGGUACGGAAAGGCGUUGAAAGUGAGUUAGGAAAGAACAUUCAAGAUAAAAUGAUGGAAGAAUGUAAUCUUUGUUUAGGUAUGAAGAUUUCAUCAAAUAAUAAAAAUAUAACAUUAAAGAAAAUAUUUAAAAAAAAAACGGCUAAAAAUAAAAUUAAACUUAAAAAUAAAAAUAAUAUCAAGGAAUCAACCACAAACACUAAUGAUAAUAAUUUGCAUUCUUAUAUAACCAAACUCCCUGAGAAUAAAAAAGAUUUUGAAGGAUUGAUUGUGAGUAAAAUCUUAGAACUACUUAAAAGCGAGGAACAAUGUAUAAAGAUCGAUUUCGAUGGAGUUCUCGUGUCUCAAUACCGUAGUUGUAUGGAGAAUUUAUGUUCUAAUAUAAAUAGGAAGCAAAAAUACGCAAUUUCAUGUUUUAAAGUUUUCUUGAAUGAAAUUUACGAAAAGUUAGGAAAUAAUUGUUUGAAAGUGGAGUACGAUACAAAACAUAUGUCCAUAAUUCUAAAAAAAAUAAUUGACCAAAACCAUUUUACAAACAGUGCGACGAACAAUUUAAACAUCAAUGCAAAUAGUGAGGGAAAUGAUGAUAAAGUAACGGAUGUCAAAAAUGAUGCAACUUUUACUAAUAAAAAUAAUGAUAAUGAAACACUUGUAACGAAAGAUGAUUUAGACGUUAAUGACGAAAUCGACAAAGGAAACGGGAAUGGAGUAUGGAAUCAUAAAAGUAAUAAAAACAAUGAUAAUAAAUAUUAUUCGUAUAACUAUUGUUAUGAGCUAAAUGAAAAUAGUUUAAAUAUCGAAUCUGGUGAUAAUACAAACAGUCAACAAUUAGACUUGAUUGAUCGAAAUACAGACAUGUCUGUUUGUACAAAUAACUGUGAAAUAUUAGAUAAAGUUAGUGAUGAAAUGAAGGCAGAUAAAAUAGACAAUAAAGAAUUAAAAAUAGUUGAGUGUGAUGAUGCCAUUAAUAAUAAAAAUAGCUUGGAAAGAAAGCUAUUGCAAACAAAAACUGAUCCAAAUAAUAAGAAAGAAUCAACAGAAUAUAACAACGAUAGAACAGUUGGAUUUAAUACUGUGGAAAAUAUAGAUAAAACGGAUCGCGUUAUCGCUAAAGAAACGAAACCAUCCAAAGAGAUUUUAAGCAAUGAGUUUGAUAUUGAAUGUGAACGAAAAAACUGUGAUGUUAAUGCCGAAGAAGAUAUUACUGAUGAAAUGAAUACUUCAGAUGUAUAUUCAAUUAGCGAUAAAUCAGUAAUAAAUACAGAAAAACUAACGGUAUUUGUUAAUAGCGAUAACCGACCUCAAAGAAUUAAACUCGUUAUAAUUGAAAAAGUCACUGACCUGUGCUCUAAACUUUUUUUAAAAGAGAUUCAAAAUUUAAUAUCAAAUAAUAUAAGUGAAAAUUUUAUACCGCAAUUAAAGUGUCAUGGCGUUGAAAUACGUGGUAUUAUAUAUAGUUGUUAUAAUGAGGAAACUUUUCAAUGGUUGAAAGAGGUUUUAAGUAAUUAUAAAAUCAGAGACUACAAACAGACCACAGAUAAUAUGUUUACAGUGCAGAUUAAAAUAAAAACAAUGUUGGAUGUCAAAAAAGUUUUAACAUUGCUAGAAUUGUGUAAUGUGGGCUUGUGUUGUGGAAAAUGGGUAGUUUUGGAGGGGAAAAAUGGUGACUUCUCCGUAUUUUCAGUCAAUAUAGACGGUGAUUCAUUGAAUUAUAUAUGUGAUAAUAAUUUUAAGUUAUCAAUUGGUGUUGAUGAAGCCCAAUUUAGUAUACUUUGUUCAUUCUAAACAAAGUAUUGAAUAAUAAUGAAACCCAAAUAGGAGUCUGCUUGGGAAAAAAAAUGAUUUUUUUGAUAUACAUAUAUUGAAAGAUAAGAAUUAACUUGAUUUUUUCUUAUAAUAAAUAAGCAAAAAAGUUACUAUUACAUAAAUAGUUAUAUUGCUUACGUUGGUGUUGUAAUUUUGUAAUGUUAUAAUAUUAUUCCUCUGACGCUCUUGGUGCCAUGUAGUAACGGAUAGGAAAAUGUCAAAAACAAUCAUCAGGAUGUACAUAAGUAUUGAUUGAUUUUUAUAAAUGUGAUAAUUUUUAUUUGUAUAACAUUAACCGAAAUCCAAUUUAUGUGAAGUGAAAGCAUCGACCAAAGGGCGCUGGAAGACAAUCUCCUCUAGCCGAAACAAGGGUCAAGACCGGUGCGGGGUCUACGCCGGGUAACGAGAUACGGUUACGCUAGAUAACGCAGCCUACUUAACUAGGCCAUCUUGAAAAAUCGUACAAUGCAAUUUUUUAUAUUUUUGGAAUCGAGAAUCUUCGAAAUAGUUUGCUGUUUAUGAAUUAUUAUUUUGUCAAUUGCCCUUUUUGGUCAUAGUGGGAUAUUAUAGGCCGAGAUGGCCCAGUGGUAAGAACGCGUGCAUCUUAACCGAUGAUCGUAGGUUCAAACCCGGAUAAGCACCACUGAAUUUUCAUGUGUUUAAUUUGUGAUUAUAAUUCAUCUCGUGCUUUACGGUGAUGGAAAACAUCGUGAGGAAACGUGCAUGUGUCUCAUUUCACUGAAAUUCUGCCAUAUGUGUAUUCCACUAAACCGCAUUGGAGCAGCGUGGUGGCUUAAGCUCCAAACCAUCUCCUCAAAAAGGGAGACUUUUAGCCCAACAGUGGGAUAUUCACAGGCAGUUUCGGGAUUACGCGUUAAUGGUGACAGUGUUAUCCGGAUCUUAAUACGUUCAUCAUAGAUCCCACUCUAUAUCAAACUGAUAUAGAGAUUAGUAUGAGACCAUAGACAAUUUAGUUCUUUGUAAAAUUUGACAAAUGCCUAUCAGAAAACAGUGAGAAUUUAUGGUCACGUUAGAAUUGCUACAUAAUGUACAAUUUGUGUCAAUAAACAGUCCGUGGCAGUAUUAUACGCAUAGAGAACAUCGUUCUUGAGAAUUGUCAUUUUCCUAGUGCUUGAUUAAUUAAACUAGGACAUCGCUAGUGCUAAAGGUACCAAUAUCGAUGAUGCUUAAUCAAGUAUAAACGAAGAACAGAUCUUGGUCGUAUUAUAUAACUUUUUGCGUAAUAUUGUUAUUAUUAGUAAUGUUAAGCUUAUGUCGUUUAGUACAAAUAAAUUUAUUUUUUAAAUAUUUAAAAAAAAUGUUGUCUACAUUUUGCUUAAAAAUGUACUUUGGCCCUUUGGACAUUGAAGGGCUUAUCAAAUCGCUGAAAAGUAGUAGUAACAUUAUUUAGUACUAGAUAAACAAUCUGUUACUACUUUUCUUAUUUAUCCUUUUAAUUAAAAUAAAUUAAAUUUAAUCUUCAUACUACAUUUCGGAAAAGUAUUAAAACAUAAUUUAAUUAAUUGCAAACAAAAUCUGAUAACUCGUAAAUUUUGUGUAGGUUCUUCCCCUAAAUAUAUUCCAGUAGAAGAAUCUCGUAUUAGGAUUAUAAGAUAAAUAAAUAUACAUUGAUGUGACUAUUUUGUACCUAAAAAAUAAUUUAUGUUAGUUGUACCUGUGCCAACAGACUUAGCUUUUAUCUAGUAAGUCCUAUAUAUAAACAAUUCGAAUGAAUCCUUAUUGAAUGACUUUUUCUUAAGAGUUUUGUAUUAGAAAUGUUUUGUUGUAAUGUGCGUGUG
Messenger RNA from Nymphalis io (European peacock), 5461 nucleotides. Its product is annotated as probable serine/threonine-protein kinase ndrD. The record is from RefSeq and is a predicted model, not a curated record. Gene Ontology annotation, molecular function: nucleic acid binding. The transcript has 12 exons. NCBI's taxonomy places the organism in Eukaryota, Metazoa, Arthropoda, Insecta, Lepidoptera, Nymphalidae. Bases 198 to 3641 code for a protein of 1147 amino acids.